AGCGAGUACCGCGCGCGGAGGUGGGCGUGCCCUCGUGGAAUUUAGAACGUUGCCUCGGCCAAUGGGGCCUCGCGGCCGGGUGGCGGGGCUCCUCAUUGGAGCAGCAGGGAGGCGAGCAGAGGGCCCCCGGAGGGAGCCGCGGAGGUGCAGGUCGAAGAGGCCGGGCUACGCCGUGCCCUGCGUGUGAGCAGCUGCAGCAGCAGAGGCAGCAUCCAGCGGCAGCGCCAGCAGUUCCAGCCGGUUGCUUUACUUUUUGCUUCACCGACAUAGUCAUUAUGCCGAAGAGAAAGUCUCCAGAGAAUGCGGAGGGCAAAGAUGGAUCCAAAGUAACUAAACAGGAGCCCACAAGACGGUCUGCCAGAUUGUCAGCGAAACCUGCUCCACCAAAACCUGAACCCAAACCAAGAAAAACAUCUGUUAAGAAAGAACCUGGAGCAAAGAUUAGCAGAGGUGCUAAAGGGAAGAAGGAGGAAAAGCAGGAAGCUGGAAAGGAAGGUACUGCACCAUCUGAAAAUGGUGAAACUAAAGCUGAAGAGAUCCACAUCUCUCGCUCAACUGUUAAUGUCUCAACCUCCAGAGGUACCCCACCCAGCACACUGUCAGUAAAGGGGCAGAUUGAAACAGGGAGAGUCAAGGGCACAGAAAACUGAAUCUGUAGAUAACAAGGGAGAAUGAAUUGUCAUGAAAAAUUGGGGUUGAUUUUAUGUAUCUCUUGGGACAACUUUUAAAAGCUAUUUUUACCAAGUAUUUUGUAAAUGCUAAUUUUUUAGGACUCUACUAGUUGACAUACAAAAAUAUAUAAGGAUGGACAGUUUACCCUCUCAUAGUCAUGCUUUUUGGAAAUUUACAUCAUCCUCAAGUAAAAUAAAUACCAGUUUAAUAUUGGAAGCUGUGUGUAAGAUUGAUUCAGCAUUCCAUGCACUUGCUUUAAAACUUAGUCCUGUGCAUACUGUGGUGUUUUUACUGUGCAUAUUUGAAAUUUUCAUGCAGUUUUUCUAGAGCAAUAAUCAGUGGUGCUUUUGUACCUAGGUUUUAUGUGAUUUUAAUGAAACAUGGAUAGUUGUGGCCACCUGCUGACUAUUUGUGGUUUAAAAUAAAAGGUUUUCUUGUCUGCAAAA
This is a messenger RNA of Cebus imitator (Panamanian white-faced capuchin), 1118 nucleotides long. It is a transcript of the gene HMGN3, whose product is annotated as high mobility group nucleosomal binding domain 3. The record is from RefSeq and is a predicted model, not a curated record. NCBI's taxonomy places the organism in Eukaryota, Metazoa, Chordata, Mammalia, Primates, Cebidae. Bases 276 to 650 code for a protein of 124 amino acids. Gene Ontology annotation, molecular function: nucleosomal DNA binding. Gene Ontology annotation, cellular component: nucleus; chromatin. Gene Ontology annotation, biological process: chromatin organization. The transcript is spliced from 7 exons.